AUGACGGAGAUACAAUCUCGGUUGGCCUACAUCUCUUGUGUUCGAUUGAUGGAAGCAAUUAAAGCCAGUGGUAUUUGUCACGUACUUCGACCACCCAUUGACCAAUAUUUUACUCUACAGUUUGGUCUAUUUGAGGAGAUCCUGACCGUCGGGUAUGAAUACACCAAAUCUGUACUUGCAGAUUGGAACAAGGAGAGCCUACUUUUGCGCCUCAUUCCCGGGCAUCAGCCAUCUCUGAAUCAGCCAUUGAAAGAGCCAGAUCCCUUACCCCAAACCAGCAUACUUACUGCCUCCACUUCAUCCAGCGUCCAUCCUUGUCCGGCAUUCUUCACCUCUCAGUCUGUGGAUACAUCUAAUAUCGUCGGCCUUGAGUGUACUUCUAAAAACGCUCUUAAGUUGGACUCCACAGACUCUAACAAGCUCAAGUCAAUUUCUCUGGUUGCCUAUAGCUAUCCCUCACAGCUCGCAUGCACACCAUUAGAAAAA
Molecule: messenger RNA, 486 nt
Organism: Protopolystoma xenopodis
Lineage: Eukaryota; Metazoa; Platyhelminthes; Monogenea; Polystomatidea; Polystomatidae
Source: the annotation of a GenBank genome assembly